Cladophialophora bantiana CBS 173.52 is the source of this 1461-nucleotide messenger RNA. RefSeq lists its product as uncharacterized. Gene Ontology annotation, molecular function: transmembrane transporter activity. Lineage: Eukaryota; Fungi; Ascomycota; Eurotiomycetes; Chaetothyriales; Herpotrichiellaceae. The transcript is spliced from 8 exons. The record is from RefSeq and is a predicted model, not a curated record. Gene Ontology annotation, cellular component: membrane. Gene Ontology annotation, biological process: transmembrane transport. Bases 1 to 1461 code for a protein of 486 amino acids.
AUGGCUUUCAGAGAUCCGAAACCCCUUAUAACCGAGCUUGAUCAUAUCGAGAUCGGAUGCGAGAAUCUAGAUGCAUCCGUCGACAGCGGUGUCGCGCUUCUGGAUCCAGAUGAAGAGCGCAGAAUUCUGUGGAAAAUUGACAGGCGCCUAGUGACUCUUACCGGCCUAGGAUACUGUGUUUGUCUUUUGGAUCGGGGCAACCUCUCCGCCGCUUCAAUCGCAGGCAUGACCACCGACCUGGGACUACAGGAUAAUAAUCGCUACAGCAUUAUCCUCCUGGUGUUUUUUAUCCCAUAUGUUCUUUUCCAGCCACCAAUGACUCUUCUCACUCGCAAAGUUGGCGCUAGAAUGUUUCUCUCCACUAUUUCCUUGUUGUGGGCUGGACUUCUAGUGGGAAUGGGAUUUGUGAAGAGAUGGGACGAGCUUGCGGGUUGCCGAGUCAUCCUGGGAGCCCUUGAAGCGGGAUAUUUCCCUGGUUGCGUUUAUCUGCUGACUUGCUGGUACUGUCGGUUCGAAAUCCAGAGGAGAGUGGCUGUAUUUUACCUCUUCGGAUGCCUUUCCUCCGCCGCUGGGGGCAUUCUCGCUUACGGACUCAUGCAGUUGGGCGGAACUGCCGGCCUUGGAGGCUGGCGUUGGAUCUUGAUCGUGGAGGGUCUGAUCACCGCAGUGAUUGCUAUUCUCAGCUACAUCUUUCUUGUGGACUUUCCAGAUUUAGCCUCGAGGUCGUGGAACUUCCUUACGGAGCGAGAGGCUGCGCAUGUGAUGUGGAGACUGCACAGAGACCGUGAAGAUGCGGUACCUGAUGCCUUCAGUCUAACAAAGUACCUGGAAUAUGCCAAGGACUUCAAGGUCUGGCUAUUUGCCAUGAUUUUCUUGGUGACGAACGUGGUCAAUUAUUCCAUUCUAUACUUCCUGCCAAUCAUUCUCCGGGAUGGCAUGGGUUUCAGCACAGCCGCAGCUCAAUGUCUUGUCACUCCUCCAUAUGCAUUUACCGCCCUCUGGAUGUACGCUACCGCUCAUAUUGCUGAUCGUUACAAGAUGAGAGCACCGGUCAUCGUCUUCAACUGCGCUGCUUGCAUCAUAGGCCUCCCAAUCAUGAGUCUGGCAAAGACAAGUGGAGUCCGAUAUUUUGGCAUCUUUCUCGUCACCGCCGGGUCCAACUCGAACACACCGGCUUCUGUGGCUUACCAAGCAAACAAUAUUCGUGGCGUGUGGAAGAGAGCUUUUUCAAGUGCCACACUCAUUGCUUUCGGUGGUAUUGGUGGCAUUAUCGCAAGCACCGCUUACCGGGCUCAAGAUGCGCCCGGCUAUCGUCCCGGAAUUUGGACUUCCUUUUCACUCAAUUGCCUAAACAUUUGCAUCGUUGGAAUUCUGACAGUCUACUUCCGGCACUGCAAUAGAAAGGCCGAUGAGGGCAAAAUGGUCCUUGAAGGUCUGCAGUCGUUCAGGUAUACAAUCUAA